AAUGUUAUAAAAGAAUGUUAUAUAAGGUGUGACUGCUGAUUGUACUGUCCUAUUUCGUAUUUUGAAGAUGUUGCUUUUAGAAAUUGUAUACUUAAUAGCCGUUUAUAAAUAUGUUAUUGCUGAUGGGAUUACAGAUGACGGUUACAUUCUGAAUUUUGAUUCACCAAUUUACGUUUGCUCAGAUGAAGACAGCCAAAAAUUCAUAGACACUUCCCGGGUGGAAGUGAAACGGCACAACGAAACGACGACCUAUAUGACUGGAUCCAUAGAAUUCCACAAAGGAAUUCAAACUGCUACUAUGUUGGAAGUGGUAAUAGAAAAGGACAUCGGCGGUAGCUUUGAAAUGUUUGCAUCUCAUGAAAUAUGUGAUUUAUGUAAAGAAAUACAAGAUAUGGAGAGCCCUUACGCUGAAUAUUUAAAAUGCUUCGGAUUUCCUGAGAAAUGCCCAUUUCCACCGAAUACUUUCGCCAUUCAAGAUUUUGUACCAUACACAAAGGAUUUGCCGAUCAACAGCGCGACCGCUGGCCGUUACCAGGUUACGAUGAACAUUUAUAAUAACCCGGAAAGUAACUGCUUAAAUGAGAAAAUAUUCAUAGCAUGUCUUAAGCUCGAUUUUAUCAUUGAACCUUUGUAAAAAUUAUUAUUGUUAUGUGAUGAUUAAUAUGUUUGGCUAAAA
Messenger RNA from Melitaea cinxia (Glanville fritillary), 676 nucleotides. RefSeq lists its product as uncharacterized. The transcript is spliced from 4 exons. NCBI's taxonomy places the organism in Eukaryota, Metazoa, Arthropoda, Insecta, Lepidoptera, Nymphalidae. The record is from RefSeq and is a predicted model, not a curated record. Bases 68 to 634 code for a protein of 188 amino acids.